UAGAGCAACGAGAAGCCCUAAUUCCUUCUCUUCUUCGGAACACGAGCGAAAUCCAGAGGAAUCCUCCGAGAGGAUCAGGAUUUGAGAGCGCGAUGUACCAUCCAUCCAGAGGUGGUGUUCGUGGUGGCCGAGAUCAAUUCACUUGGGAGGAUGUAAAGGUUGAUAAGCAUCGGGAGAAUUAUCUUGGUCAUAGUAUCAAGGCACCUGUUGGCAGAUGGCAGAAAGGGAAGGAUCUACACUGGUAUAACAGGGAUAAGAAAUCCAGUGCUGCAAAUGCUGAGGCAGCAAAAGAAGAGAUCAGAAGGAUCAAGGAAGAGGAAGAACAGGCUAUGCGUGAAGUUCUUGGUUUAGCCCCCAAGCGUGCUACCCGGCCUCAUGGGAAUCAACUGGAUAAGCACGAGUAUGCUGAACUGGUGAAAAGGGAAUCAACUGCUGAGGAUUUGGGGGCAGGGCAUGCUGAAGCAGCACAAGUGCAAGGGCUUGGUUUGUACAAAGUUCCUCGUGAGCAAGCAGAAUCGAGUUCUUUUCAAGCGGAGCUAAAGGAGGUGCAGCAUGAAACUGAAGAAGAGGCCUUGCCAAUGCCUUGUGAGCCAAAAAUUACUGAAGAAUAUCAUGAUGAGGAUGAAAGAAGGAAGAAGCGGAGACGUGAAGAAAGGAGGGAAGAAAAAGAGAGAAAGCGUGAGAAGAAACACUCUCGGGAUUUAGAUGAGAAGUGGAGGCAUCGCAAGGACAAGGAGAGGAGACGCCAUGACUCUGACUGAUCUAAUGCUUUCCAAACCUUGUGGUUAAUUCUCUCUAAACUCAUUACUACUUGGAUUCUAUCUCAACUGAAUUCUCGUGACUAAAUGUAUGUUGGCAUAUGUCUGCCUCAACCGGAUCAAGAAACAUUAAAUUGUUUUGAGUUGUGAUCUUUGUUGUAUUGAUGGUGCGGUGCACUGCACUUGUUUAUGAUGAUUCCCAGCGGUUUGUUUGUUUCUUGCA
Molecule: messenger RNA, 981 nt
Organism: Dioscorea cayenensis subsp. rotundata (Guinea yam)
Lineage: Eukaryota; Viridiplantae; Streptophyta; Magnoliopsida; Dioscoreales; Dioscoreaceae
Product: multiple myeloma tumor-associated protein 2 homolog
Exons: 4
Coding region: 93-761 (222 amino acids)
Source: RefSeq, a predicted model, not a curated record